This is a messenger RNA of Caenorhabditis auriculariae, 3286 nucleotides long. The record is from the annotation of a GenBank genome assembly. NCBI's taxonomy places the organism in Eukaryota, Metazoa, Nematoda, Chromadorea, Rhabditida, Rhabditidae.
AUGCUGACUCUCGGAGCCAGUGUGGAAUCGGAGCACGAACUCAGCAUCUAUGGAGACCACUUCGGACAGUUCAAGAAUGUCGACGCCUUCGUUAAAGCUGUCGAGACGGUCUUUCCGAUGAUCGCGCAGCAUGCUCGAUUCGUGGCGGAAGCUCAGAUGACUGUCAAUUCGUUCAUUUCAGCGUUGAGUGAGUUUAUUUUGAACCUUAUUGCAAAAAUUAUUAUUUUUUCCUCGUAAACUGCCGUUGGACAGCGUCGUUGCCCGAUUCAAUCAACUUUUUUAGUGAGCAAUGGGCGGUUGAAUUAUUUCGUUGGCAUGUGCCAACAGGAAAAAUAAUAUGUGCUAUGAUCACAGAAAUAUCCUUUGGAAAAGAAAGAAAUCUGAAGAUCUCUGAAAAUUGGGAAACAAGGAAAAUCAUUUAACUGGAGUUUUUGCAACUUGUGAAAGCUUGCCCGAACAGCCUUCCGAGUAGCUUAGAAAGGAGUCCACCGCCACGUGACUACAUGUUUCACAGAAGUUUUGAAGAUGAAAAUUUUCAGGAAACUUAUUUAAUGAUUGCUAAUUGGAAUUCAGCGUUGAACUGGCAGUUUUGAAAAUGCAAAUCUCCUAAGCAAGAAUUUCGCUCAGGUACCCACUUGACGGGACCAUUACCCUUGCAUUUUGCAGUAUCUCGACUCCGAACAAAACAACGUUCCACUUACUUCCUGUUGUAGAAUUGAAUCAGCCAAAAUUAGCAUGCUGAAAAUAUUAAAAUGCGAGAAACGAGAAAAUAUUUUUUCGAUAGUUUUUUAUGCACAUAUUUUCAGAUUUUCAGUAUUUUUUGAAUACGGUUUCUAUGGUAUUUUCCAACAAGCAAGUCGUUCUAUUUCUUUCCAAAAAUUAAAAAAAAAACCUUCUUGCACUUCUUGAUAAAACAAAUUUGCUCUGACAAGAAAGUUAAUUUUGCUUUGCGGCUAGAGUUCCAGGGAAACACUAGAAAACUUCUUCAUGUACAAAAAGACGGUUCUGGAAGUCUUGACCUAAACAACUUUCCAGUUUUUGAGAAAGGACACCUACAAUCCUUUAUAUCUCAAAAACUGAAAAGUUAUGCAGCUUGAUAUUUUCAUAAUCUUCUUGCUGUACAUCAAGGACUGUUUUGGCCAAAUUUCAGGAAGUUCCCAACUUGAAAAUGAAAUUACCUUCUUCUCAAGUCAAAAAGCGUCUUUUUUUGAGUACUGGAAAGUUCUCCAAGAAUAUUCGCACUCUCGGGAAAUUCCUAACAAGGAAGAUCAUCUUACUUUGUGGUUGAGAAUUCCCUGAGAAAUGACUAGAACACUUAUUGAUGUACUAGGCGAAGAUUCUGAAAAAUCUCAAACUGCUUAACUUUCUAUCUUUUGAAAAGUGACACCUCAAAGUCAAAGGAAACUUCCAAAAUCCGUUAGAAGAGACUGUGGGAUUUUGAGCCCUUAUUCUCUAAAAUUAGCGAGUUGUGCAUAUUGAGAUUUUCAAAAUCAUUUUUUCUUGUACGUCAAAUCGUAUUCUGAUCAAUUUUCAGAAGAUUUCCAACUGGCAAGUAGAAUCACCUCGCUAAUAUGUACGUGAAAAAGUAGAUUUUACUUCUCUUGUUAAAUUGAACAUUGAUUAUCGAUCGAACUGUUCUCGUUAUUUGUAAGAUUCGAUUUUGUAGUUUACCUGAGAAAAGGGAAACAUUUCUUCAUUUUUUUACAGGUCUGCUUUUCUACGGACAUCUUCUGUUCAUUUUCUACAAAGAGCUGAACAGUCUCAGCAAAAUACAAAACUUGCUUCUUUGUCUGACUCAGCUGAAGUUCAUUGGGACAUUCAUAACCCUCAUUCUGUACAAGGUGCGAAGAGAUCAAUUUUGCUCGAUAGCUAGAAGGUUCAGGCAACUUUUACUGUAGCUGAGAACGUUUACUCGAUUUAUGCACUAGCUGGAUUGAUCUCAGAGAAUUAUAUCUACUUUCUUCUCAGAGUCUUGUACUCUGUCGAAGAACUUUAUUGGUUCACUCUCUGUGGAGUUAUUUUCCAUCGGCUUCUUCUUUUCAUCAAGUUUGACAGCUUUUUCCGAGAAUUUCCGAAAACUAUUUUCAGGCCACAAUACUUGCGCAAUUACAAUAACUACUUCGUCUUUCUUUUCACUUUCUUUUUCAUGCUGACCCUUCUUUUCAGGGUAAGAAGCCUAAAAAGGAAUUGAUGUUACUUUGCACUGUGACUUUUUUGGAAAAUUAAUUAAAAUAAUCUUUGGUUUCUUUUUUUCUACGGCUAAUUUUCAGAGAAAGUCAGAAUACCGAGUAAAUUAACUUCUUUGUUGAACUGCUGAAAGUGCACAGACUGCAUCAAAGUUCUAAUGAAGUCUCAAUUAGAAGAUUAAUUUGCAGACUUUUGUGUACUUGUUCAUCAUAGCUCUGCUGAGCUUCUUCAUGAUGUGCUGCUCCAGAAGGACGAUGAAAGUUUACAUUUAUAAAGUCGGAGAAAGGUCGGAAGAGGUUGCCAACCAGAAGAAGCUAGGCAUACUGAUCGAAGCGCAGGUUGGAGUACUUGGAACCAGUCUUCGUUUCUCCAAUCCUUACUCAUCUUGUUUGUAAAACUCAAAAGGAUUAUAAUACCAUAACAUUUCCAUCCCCAUUUCGUCAUGAGAUUUUCUGAGAGCUUGCACAAAUAAUCUUUGAUGUGAUAAGAUGAGAUCUUACAAUAUUUUGGAGAGCGGACGCUCCAAAUUUUCCGCAUGACCUAUUCAACGGGCGCUUCAUGGUUCUUCUUAAAUUGAAGCUUCCGUUAGCAAACAACAGGAAGUUAUGCAAGUAGGGAAUAAAGAUCUCCAUCAAGAUUCUCAAAGACUAUUCCAUCUUUUCAUGGCACAAAAAGUUUCAUGAACACUCUGAAUGAAUUCUUCAAGGUUUCUAACUUUCUGGGAAUUUUCUCAGAGUGAAACUAUUGAGGAAAAAAAAUUAGUCAUUUUCACGAUUUGGUUGUAAAACCAAGAUUAUUUUCACAGGUCGUACUUUUCAUUCUAACGCACAUUCUACGAUUCAUCGUUGGAUUUAUUCUCACAGUAACCCGAGUGUCUGGUGACUUUGUUGUCGUCAUUUUCUACGCAACCACCGUAAGCAUUGCGCUUGAAUUCUUUAGUUUGUGUUUUUGGCAGGCCUUCAACGUCUUCACAGCCAUUCUGCCUCUGCCAGUUGGCUUACUGACGGUUUGGACGCUGAACGGAUUCCUACCAAAAAACACGGAAACGACCAAUAUUGCCCCUCCAAUGGCAACCGUCACCAUGGAACUGUCCGGCUGA